AUGGAGUCUUCACACAAUGGAGUGGACAAUUCAAAAGAGUGGAUUGACGUGUUAGGGAAUGGGCUGCUAAAGAAGAAGAUUCUAAAAUGUGGCAAUGCGCAGCUCGAGAGGCCGGGAAAUGGGCAGAACGUGAAGAUCUGGGUGAAGAUAAUGCAAGAAAACGGAGAUGUCAUACUGGGCCGACAGAAGCUUUCGUUCACUAUAAAUGGCAGGGAUGUCAUUAAGGCCCUGGAGAUCUGUGUGCCCCUUAUGUGCAUACAUGAAACAGCUCUGAUUCUCACUGACUCCAAGUUCUGUUCUGGAAGAUCAUCCAGUGAAGCGUCAGAAGUAAAACCAGGGAGCAGAGUCCUCCUCGAGGUUGAGCUCUUGUCAGUCAGUGGAACUCGUCUGGAGGUUAAGCCAAAAGCGGAACAGUUGCAAAUGAUUAGGGAUGAGCGGGAGAAAGGCAACCGAUACUUCCAGAGUAAGAACUAUAAGUUGGCGAUCCUCUGCUACACCAGUGCUUUGACAAUCAUAGAUGCAAACACCAAAGAUGUCCUCAACCAUGAAGAUGAGAGAAGUCUUCUUGAUGAAAAAGUGAAAUGCUACAGUAAUAUUGCAGCCUGCCACCUGAACACGGGACGCCUGGAGGAGGCUUUUACCUGCUGUGAUAUUGUCUUGCAGCACCAGCCUCAGCACUGCAAGGCCUUGUUCAGGAAGGGCAAGGUACUUGAGCUGCAAGAGAAGUAUUUUCUCUCAAUCAAAUUUCUCAGAAAAGCUUCACAAGUGGAGCCUUCAAACCAGGAAAUUGAGAGGGAAAUGAAACUUGUAUUUGACAAGUGGGCAGAAAAAUCAGAAGGUACCAGCAAUGCUAAAACAGUGAAUGAAUGCUCGCUGUUCUUGGUUGAUGACAGCAAGGUUAAACAAACAAAGCAUCAUUCAGAAAUGCCAGAAGAAUGCCAAAGGAUUUAA
This is a messenger RNA of Pristis pectinata (smalltooth sawfish), 951 nucleotides long. RefSeq names its product peptidyl-prolyl cis-trans isomerase FKBP8-like. The coding region runs from base 1 to 951 and encodes 316 amino acids. The transcript is spliced from 8 exons. Lineage: Eukaryota; Metazoa; Chordata; Chondrichthyes; Rhinopristiformes; Pristidae. The record is from RefSeq and is a predicted model, not a curated record. Gene Ontology annotation, molecular function: peptidyl-prolyl cis-trans isomerase activity; protein binding.